AUGGUCAACGCCGAGCUGCGCAGGCAGGUCGUCAAUGUGUACAAAGAACUCCUUUUUCUGGGCCGCGAGUAUCCUCUAGGUUAUAAAUACUUUCGAGAUCGUCUCCACCGAGCUUUUGCAGGCCAGGCCCAUCUCCAAGACGAAGAAGAGAUCCGCAAAGGCAUUGCAAGGGCUGAGUUCGUGAAAAAGGGUAUGUUCUUCCAUUCCCUGAAGUCUAUAUACUGGUUCGAUGUUUUGAAUCCAAUACUACCUGAAGCGGUACCGGACGCUCAAACAGCGGUAUGA
Penicillium chermesinum is the source of this 285-nucleotide messenger RNA. Its product is annotated as electron transfer flavoprotein regulatory factor 1. Bases 1 to 285 code for a protein of 94 amino acids. Gene Ontology annotation, biological process: respiratory electron transport chain. NCBI's taxonomy places the organism in Eukaryota, Fungi, Ascomycota, Eurotiomycetes, Eurotiales, Aspergillaceae. Gene Ontology annotation, cellular component: mitochondrion. The record is from RefSeq and is a predicted model, not a curated record. The transcript has 3 exons.